AGCGAGAGUGCGGGCGUAACCGUCACGUGACCGCCCACCGUCGGCCGGGCGCUCCCCUCCGCCCGUCGCUAGCGAGCGGCGCGGCCAAUGAGAAAGGCGCAUGCCUGGCCCCCGCCGGCCCGCAGUCUAGCCGUAGUGCGCCUGCGUGCGACUAGGCGGGGCGGUCAGGCGGGGAUACAGCCUGGAAGGUGCGUGUGGGUCUGGGUCUCGGAGUGGGAGACGUGGAGUGCAGGUAAUGCAUGUCCAUGGUACACAAAUUCACAAGGUUUGUAAACGAGAAAAGACGUGAGGUUCCUUUUGUUCUUUACCUGUGGCGUCCCUGCCCUACACAGGGACUCUAGGGUGGAAUGUAGCAAAGCCCAUCCACCCGCUAUGUACUACCCCCAAACCUGGCCAGGUUGGAGCGACCGUGUCUGGGGACCGGGGCCCCCCUUCUCGCUGCGGUGAGCCCGGACUGAGGCCGCACUGCGCAGACUCCCCGCUGCAGUGGGCGGAGCUCCCGCAGGCCCCGCCCCCUCCUCCCGCCCCCGUUCAGCCUGUCCAGGCAGAAGCUGGGGCCCAGCGGAGGUAGCAGCAGACGCCUGAGAGCGAGGCCGAGGCCCCUCAGGGCGUAGAACACCCCACACAGUGCCCACUUUUGUUCUGCCAGUUUGGAGACCCUGACACACCCACCUUCUCACCUGGGCUCUGCGUAUCCCCCAGCCUUGAGGGAAGAUGAAGCCUAAACUGAUGUACCAGGAGCUGAAGGUGCCUGCAGAGGAGCCCGCCAAUGAGCUGCCUAUGAAUGAGAUUGAGGCGUGGAAGGCUGCGGAAAAGAAAGCCCGCUGGGUCCUGCUGGUCCUCAUUCUGGCGGUUGUGGGCUUCGGAGCCCUGAUGACUCAGCUGUUUCUAUGGGAAUACGGCGACUUGCAUCUCUUUGGGCCCAACCAGCGCCCAGCCCCCUGCUAUGACCCUUGCGAAGCAGUGCUGGUGGAAAGCAUUCCUGAGGGCCUGGACUUCCCCAAUGCCUCCACGGGGAACCCUUCCACCAGCCAGGCCUGGCUGGGCCUGCUCGCCGGUGCGCACAGCAGCCUGGACAUCGCCUCCUUCUACUGGACCCUCACCAACAAUGACACCCACACGCAGGAGCCCUCUGCCCAGCAGGGUGAGGAGGUCCUCCGGCAGCUGCAGACCCUGGCACCAAAGGGCGUGAACGUCCGCAUCGCUGUGAGCAAGCCCAACGGGCCCCAGCCACAGGUGGACCUGCAGACCCUGCUGCAGAGCGGUGCCCAGGUCCGCAUGGUGGACAUGCAGAAGCUGACCCAUGGCGUCCUGCAUACCAAGUUCUGGGUGGUGGACCAGACCCACUUCUACCUGGGCAGUGCCAACAUGGACUGGCGUUCACUGACCCAGGUCAAGGAGUUGGGCGUGGUCAUGUACAACUGCAGCUGCCUGGCUCGAGACCUGACCAAGAUCUUUGAGGCCUACUGGUUCCUGGGCCAGGCAGGCAGCUCCAUCCCAUCAACUUGGCCCCGGUUCUAUGACACCCGCUACAACCAAGAGACACCAAUGGAGAUCUGCCUCAAUGGAACCCCUGCUCUGGCCUACCUGGCGAGUGCGCCCCCACCCCUGUGUCCAAGUGGCCGCACUCCAGACCUGAAGGCUCUACUCAACGUGGUGGACAAUGCCCGGAGUUUCAUCUACGUCGCUGUCAUGAACUACCUGCCCACUCUGGAGUUCUCCCACCCUCGCAGGUUCUGGCCUGCCAUUGACGAUGGGCUGCGGCGGGCCGCCUACGAGCGUGGCAUCAAGGUGCGCCUACUCGUCAGCUGCUGGGGACACUCGGAGCCAUCCAUGCGGGCCUUCCUGCUCUCCCUGGCUGCCCUGCGUGACAACCAUACCCACUCUGACAUCCAGGUGAAACUCUUUGUGGUCCCCACGGAUGAGGCCCAGGCACGAAUCCCAUAUGCCCGUGUCAACCACAACAAGUACAUGGUGACUGAACGUGCCACCUACAUCGGAACCUCCAACUGGUCUGGCAACUACUUCACGGAGACGGCGGGCACCUCACUGCUGGUGACACAGAAUGGGAGGGGCGGCCUGCGGAGCCAGCUGGAGGCCAUUUUCCUGAGGGACUGGGACUCCCCUUACAGCCAUGACCUUGACACCUCAGCUGACAGCGUGGGCAACGCCUGCCGCCUGCUCUGAGGCCCGAUCCAGCGGACAGGCCAAGGCCUGCUAGGCCCCCGCGGACCCAGAUGCUCUGGGUCACGGUCCCUGUCCCCGUGCCCCCGCUUCUGUUGCCCCAUUGUGGCUCCUCAGGCUCUCUCCCCUGCUGUCCCACCUCUACCUCUGCCCCCACCGGCCUGACGCUGUGGCCCCGGGACCCAGCAGAGCUGGGGGAGGGAUCAGCCCCCAAAGAAGUGGGGGUGCAUGCUGGGCCUGGCCCCCUGGCCCACCCCCACUUUCCAGGACAAAAAGGGCCCAGGGUUAUAAUAAGUAAAUAACUUGUCUGUACAG
Nomascus leucogenys (northern white-cheeked gibbon) is the source of this 2499-nucleotide messenger RNA. RefSeq names its product phospholipase D family member 3 (gene PLD3). The record is from RefSeq and is a predicted model, not a curated record. Gene Ontology annotation, molecular function: catalytic activity. NCBI's taxonomy places the organism in Eukaryota, Metazoa, Chordata, Mammalia, Primates, Hylobatidae.